Molecule: messenger RNA, 2148 nt
Organism: Nasonia vitripennis (jewel wasp)
Lineage: Eukaryota; Metazoa; Arthropoda; Insecta; Hymenoptera; Pteromalidae
Gene: Mrjpl2
Product: major royal jelly protein-like 2
Exons: 6
Coding region: 610-1947 (445 amino acids)
Cellular component (GO): extracellular region
Source: RefSeq, a predicted model, not a curated record
UUAGAAUUAACAAAUUAAUGUUUUAUCCUAGAUUUAAGUAAACUAUCUAUAAUGUGUUUGUAAACUACUUCGAAAUUUACUAUUUUUUAAGAACCUUCCAAGAAAGAGCCGGCGAUUGCUUGAACAGCUACUUGCGCACGGAGGAAAGAAUGAAAAAACCGUGAAUCACAAUUACUCUUAUCUGUUUGCGUCGUACCUGAUGAUUAAAAAAAAUAUUGGACUAGAAACGGUUUUAUUGCAGGAAAAACUCGUAUCGAAUGCGUCAUGGGUGAAGAUCUAUUUGCGAAGUUGUUUAAAAAUAAACUUGAAUUGCAACUUCAGUUGCGGAAAGUAUCAAACACCACAGCCUUACGGAUAAAUCACUCAUCUCCUAAUCAAUAAUUAUUAUGCAAUUUCGACGAUAACAAGUGGAUUAUCAGUCUGACAUUGAAAAAACAGUUAUGCUCAAAUAUUAAUUCAGAUGUAACUUUAGUCGUAGUAGCCGUUAAGUAGCGCGAUUUUUUUUCGCGAAUUUCACAUCCACGCAGAUUCGGAUAGGUUGAACUUCGUCUCUUUUGAACAAUGCGUAGCUUCUAAAUUUUCGAAAUAGUUGUCGUAUUACCCGUAACCAUGAAGUACUUACUUUUGGCUUUGGCAUUAGCCACUCUAAGCUUAACAUCGGCUGCAAAUGUCAAGCCUCGUCCCAAGCCGAAUCUCAAAUCAGUUUAUGAAUGGAAGUACAUCGAUUACUUAUGGGAGUCGGAAACACAAAAACAAGAAUUUGUCAAGAGCGGAAAGUACGAUCACAAGAACCUGAUCCCCAUCGACGUUGACAAAGCUAAAGAUGGACGUGUGUUCGUGACGGUUGUCGGUGUCAAGGGUAGUGCCCCAGCUACUUUAACGAAGGUAUCCGACAAAGUUGGUCCAUCUGGUCAUCUUCUGGCACCCUACCCAGACUGGUCUUGGUACACCAAGAGUGAUUGCCAGAGAAUCACUGCUGUGUAUCGCGUUGCCAUCGAUCCCUGCAACAAAUUAUGGGUCUUGGAUUCCGGUGUUGUCGACGGUGUUCAAGUCUGCCCAGCGCGAUUGCUGACCUUCGAUUUGGAUACUGACCAAAUGGUCGGCAAAUUAACCAUCCCAGAAGACAUCGCUCGCGAUCCAGAAACCGGCAAGGGACUCCUCGUUACACCUAUUGUUGACAACGAUGGACCUCUGUGCGCCAACACGACGGUUUACAUGACCGACGAAGAAGGCAGUGGUUUAGUCGUAUGGAACAGCGUCCGUCUUUUCCGUCUCAAGAGCGAAGUGUUCCAACCUGAAGAAGAACAUGCCAACAUCAAAAUCAAAGACACGAGCUUCCACGCCAAAAAGGGUAUUUCCGGAGCUGCGUUAUCCCCGAGGAUUUUUCCACAAACGACUCGAUUCUUCACCUUCAGACCUCUGGCCUCCCGAUCUCUCUACUCUUCCGAUACGCGAGUCAUCAAGCGCAGCACUUACGGCGACAAAAUCAAGUUCUACAAGGGACUCGAUGUUCUACCCAGCCAAACACCUGCCCAGGCCUUCUCCUCCGAGGGUACACUCUUCUACGGACUUACCGAGCAAAUUGCUAUCGGUUGCUGGAACCGAUACAACAAGAUGAUUCCCAAGCACUUUCAAAUCGUAGCAGCUGAUGAGGAACGUUUGCAAUACGCCAGUGGAAUGAAGGUGAUACCCAAGGUGGUAACCCAGUCUCCCGAGGAAUUGUGGGUUUUGACUAACAAAAUGCACGAGGUACUCAAUGGAUCAUGCGAUUACGAUAAAGUCAACUUCAGGAUCCUCAAGAGCUCAAUCACUGAGCUCAUAACUGGAACCGAUUGCGAAAUGCCUGACGCGGCCAAACAAAUGCUCGAAGAAGCUCUUGACAAAGAGCAAGUGGAAAAUGGCGAAGACGAAGCAACUAUCUGGGAAGUCAUCAAAGAGGCUAUAUAGGUCAUAAAGGAUAAUUUGAAAAUUUCUAGAGUAAAAAUUACUACGUAUUUAUUGUAUUGCUGUGGUGAACUAUGCAGACAAUGUUUACUGAUUAAUGAUCAAAAACAUAUAUUAGAGAUUAUAAAAAAAAUACAUAUAUUUUUAUAUAUAUAUUUUUUUUCUCCGGUUAUUGAGCUUCAAAAUAAACAAUAUCCACAUUUA